AUGAAAUUGUUCUACUUGUUAAAGCGAAGCCCAAAACAUGUGAGAAUACGCAGGAACGUGUAUAGUGACUCACACAUAUGCGGGAGCAAAGUGAGAUUUUGUCACACCAUAAAUUACGCGCACUUAGCGCAUUUGGUCAGCAGAAGAAGGAGCAAUUCGGACGAAGCGAGCUCGCUUCAUGCUUUGCUGAGCACUUUGACGAAACGGGGGCAAAGGGAAAAUGGCCAUUACAGUGAAGUUAACAGUUACAAGGGCCACACCUGUCACCACGAUGCAAAUCACCGUAAAUACAACAACGUUUUAAACAGGUGGAAAGAGUUAGUCAAAAUAUACAUAAGCUGGUUCCCUGAAAUUAACGAGGACAAAUAUAGGUCGAAAUGUUUUGCCCUACCCACCUAUUUGGUCAUCCAUGUGGUGAUCCCCGGUAGCAACAGAACUGAGGCCGAGGCAUUGCAACAAUUUGAGGAUUUCAACUUGGACACACUGCUAAAACGUAUUUAUCGGAACAACGCACACAUACCAAAUGGGAGCUACCCCAAGUGUCUUCCCGAAGCGACCGACCACCGUGUUUGCAAUGCAAAACAGGGAAGCUCACCACAUGGAGGUCAAACCAUUGAUGCGGAACGAACUCACAGUUUAAAAGAGGAAAGCGAUGGACAAAAUCCAGGUAAGGGCAACAAUAAGUCCACUAUAAAAAGAAAGAGAAAUGACAAUUCGGGUGCUUACGAUGUACACUACGUUAUCGGAAGAAAUGCCGGCGAUACGUACAACAAAGUACAAAGCGUUGUCAGUGGGGCGGAUGGUGCUCAGCUGAAGGUACAGGGACAGGAUCAAACCGAUCAAAGUAAUAAACGGGAGGCAUGCAGCGAAAGAAAUUACUUCUUCUCCCUUAACACGCUUGAACUGAAAGAUAACGAGGCGGACAGAGAGUUGCUAAAUCAAUGUAUUAGGGGAAGUGUUACAGAGACAAUUGAUCCCGUGGACAAUGCUCAGCCCAAUGGUGACCACCACCCCCAUCCUUUUCUCUUCAUCGUGUACGACUGUAAAACGCUAAUUCACAUAUUCAAUAACAUCAAAUUGGAAGUACCAAACAUCGGCAGCGUGUUCGAUGUGUAUAUUUUGAGUUCCCUAUUGCAGAUCGUCCAGAGGGGAGAGAAGCUUCAAAAUGUGUUUAGUGCAUAUGCAGCACAGUCUGGGAGAGGUAUGUUAUCGAUGCUGAACAGUACGCCCGAUUUGGAGCUACCCACUGUAGGGUCAAGCACGGAAUCCCACUUUGCCAUUAUUCCACCCGAAUUUUCGGACGUCAUUUCUGGGAAAUAUGGUAUUUUCGGGUGGGGCAAGUACCAGAAGAUAAAAAUAAAGAGCGAAAGAAAGAAGAAGGCGACGGAUAAGCGUGAUAUUUCGGAGGGUUACUAUCAUGCUGGUGCCACUUCUACCCCCAUCAGUGUGAAACAACAGACUAGCAAGGUGACACAGAACCACUUCAGCUUCACGCGCGUAGAAGUAAUGGACCAAAGAAGCAUUAAGAAAUUGGCUUUCGGAAAUAAAAGAAACCUGUAUGACAUCACGGAGGAAGAUAUGAUCAGCUACUGUAUAUCCAGAAACUGCUGCAUGAUGGCACUCUUCGAUGUUUUAAUGGACUUAAUAGCAAGGAAUUUAAACCUGUUAAAUAUUUACGUCAAAAUUGAGCAACCACUCAUUCUAUGUAUUAGCGAAAUUGAAAGAAGAGGAAUUUUUUUAAACCAAAAAAAAAUUGAGGAAAUUAACCAAAGUUGCAGUAACCCCUUAGUGUAUAAGAAAGAAAUAGAACACCUCUGCGGGUGUAACAUUAAUUUGAAUUCGUCCAAACAGGUGGCAUCCCUAAUAUAUAGACACUUACUCGAUCUUGCCCUAAACCCUAACAUGGAAGUAGUCGCAACGACUGCAGACGCAACGUCUGCUACAGAAGGAGUAAAUUAUGAUUAUACUGUUGAAAGGCACAACAGUGUUAAAUCGUUAAGUCACGCUUGUGAUGGAUUUGACGCAGAGGAAGGGACAUUUGAAGAUGGAGAGCAACAGGACAUAGGGAAAGUCACAGCAGGCCACCAGGUGCAAUCUUACGGAAGCUCAAACAAGGAAGAUACGAUGAGGCCAGGAACAAACUUGGAGAAGGGCAAUUUACUGGGAAACAUCAGUACACAGGGUAAUUACUCUAAUUAUGUGGAAGAGCCGUCAUUGGUCAUGGACACAUCGAUAGCAAAGAAGCUAUGCCCCAACCUCAACAGCACCAUUAGCGAAAUAAGAGGAAGCAAAUGUUUGCAAACGAACAACAAAACGCUCAAACUGAUUGUGGACGAAAUUGAACGAAAUGAACAUAUAACAGAAAGGAAAAAGGACAAAAUAAAAAAAGUUAUCAGCAACGUGAAACUGUACAGGGAGUCUAAGAAGCUGUUUCAGAAUUACAUAGAAAAUUUGCCCAAAUUUAUACAGAGGGAGACCAACAGGAUUCACUGUAACUUCAAUCAGAUAGGGGCAUCCACCGGCCGUCUGUCCUGCGAGCACCCCAACCUGCAGAACAUCCACUCGAAGUUCCGAUCCGCAGUGUCACUCAGGGGGGGUGAUAGGGGCAACGAAGAGCUCGGCAGUGCCGACGUACGGGAGGACAAGCUUACAACAACAGAAGAGGCGCCUGGCGAAAAGUUAAUGUAUGAAGAAUCCCAUCAUAGGGGCUGCUCGCGCCCAAAACUAGAUGGCGAAAACCUCAUCACCUUCGACUACAGGCAGAUGGAGUUAUUCAUCAUGGCUUACCUAAGCUUCGACAUACAGUUACUGAAAAUGCUGCAGAGUGGCGAUGUCUUCGUUGAGACCGCGAAGGUGUUAUUUAACACAACCCAAGUCACGAGCGAACUGAGAAGAAUGACCAAAACUGUGAUAUAUGGGAUUUUGUAUGGGCAGACAGAAAAUGGAUUAGCCAGAAGCCUCCUGGUGAGCGAAGAAAUGGCAAGUAACCUAAUUUCGAAUUUCUUUCAAGUUUUCCCCAAGGUGUACAGAUUUAUGCAAAUGCAGAAAAUUUUGCUAAAGCAUAUGAAUAGAGUGUAUACGUUAAUUGGGCGCAAGAGGAUAAUUGAACCCACCGUAAAAAACAAGUACCGGAUAAGUAUGAAUACGCCAAUUCAGGGGUGCGCGGCGGACGUUAUGAAGUUCGCUCUGCUUUCUUGCUUCCAUAUCAUGACGCAUGGGCGUGGGCACCAUGUCAUUAGCAAUUUCAAGGGGAUGCAUGGACCACAUAGCAAGCAGCACGUACACUCCACGUGUGCUUGGCCCCAGAACGCAAGGCUGUUAGAAAUAAACAACGUAGACACAGCACUUCUGGAGGAAAACAAACCAUUCCUAGAUGCAACAAAAUUAAUUUUGCAAGUGCACGAUGAAUUGUUAUUUGAGAGCACCAGGGUAGCCACGGCCCCAAUCAUUGGACUCUUCAGCCCCGUUCUAGAAAACGCCUUUUACAAUUUAAUUCACUACACAUGUACGUACGAUAGGUUGGUUCUACUUUAUGAUUACAUGCAUGAUCAUAUUUCUGUGCAGACGUAUAUAGAGUGUCUUCAGCUGUCUAAUAAUGUCCAAACGUGGGGUUCGGACUCCUAUGGGCCAAGUGAUAGACACUAUAAUUCGUCCAGAAGAUUAAAUGCAAUUCUUGAACAGUUUAAAUUUACAUUACCGAUUAAGGUAGAAACGGGAGAGUGUUACAAAGAGUUUUCUUAA
Messenger RNA from Plasmodium fragile, 3741 nucleotides. RefSeq lists its product as uncharacterized. The record is from RefSeq and is a predicted model, not a curated record. Gene Ontology annotation, molecular function: DNA-directed DNA polymerase activity; DNA binding. Bases 1 to 3741 code for a protein of 1246 amino acids. NCBI's taxonomy places the organism in Eukaryota, Apicomplexa, Aconoidasida, Haemosporida, Plasmodiidae. The transcript has a single exon. Gene Ontology annotation, biological process: double-strand break repair; DNA-templated DNA replication.